AUGGCGCACGCUGGCAUCGGGCGAUCGGGUCAGCAGCUCGUCGCCCGCCCGCCGGCCGCGGACAGCCCCAUCCGCAGCCUCCUUUGCGGCACGGGCGCAUGCAGCGGCCGCGGCGGCGGCGCCAGGGACUCGACUCAAGCCGCAGCCGACCGCGCCUACGAGGCCGCCCUUGAACUCAGCAGGCAGCAGCAGCACGGCGCCGCGCGCGAAGCGUUUGAGGAGCUGCUGCGCGCGCACCCCAACAUGUGCAAGGCCUGGGUCAGCUACGCGCAGAUGGAGAAGCGCAUCGGCCGCCUCGGGGACCCUCAGCGCCUGCACAUCGCUCGAUUUGUGCUCCAGAGAGGUCUGUCCUCAAACCCCGACAGCGCCUGCCUGGCGCAGGCCUGGGGACUGCUGGAGCUGCAGAGGUGA
Molecule: messenger RNA, 411 nt
Organism: Monoraphidium neglectum
Lineage: Eukaryota; Viridiplantae; Chlorophyta; Chlorophyceae; Sphaeropleales; Selenastraceae
Exons: 5
Coding region: 1-411 (136 amino acids)
Molecular function (GO): protein binding
Source: RefSeq, a predicted model, not a curated record